CUACCGCCUCCCAUCUGUGUCUACAUAGUAGAGCAACUCCUUCGUCGACUGCCCCCGGCAGCAGUAAGACGCCACAUCCCGAACGGCCACAUUCACCUACAACGCCCAAACUAUACGUCUGAAGGCUCCCGCCUGGAACGCGAGAGAGAUGAUAAACAAGCGCGUGAUGCCAGUGACCCGCGCAUCCUCAAGCUGAACGCCCUGAACACAAAAACCAUCAACGACGGCAAACGCCAACGCUUGCAUAGGCUAGUUGCAGAUUGCAAUUUCUGCAAACGGACAGGACCAACAGUGCCGUGA
Dibothriocephalus latus is the source of this 300-nucleotide messenger RNA. The record is from the annotation of a GenBank genome assembly. NCBI's taxonomy places the organism in Eukaryota, Metazoa, Platyhelminthes, Cestoda, Diphyllobothriidea, Diphyllobothriidae.